Messenger RNA from Topomyia yanbarensis, 2140 nucleotides. RefSeq lists its product as uncharacterized. The coding region runs from base 536 to 1432 and encodes 298 amino acids. The record is from RefSeq and is a predicted model, not a curated record. The transcript is spliced from 5 exons. Gene Ontology annotation, molecular function: calcium ion binding; enzyme regulator activity. NCBI's taxonomy places the organism in Eukaryota, Metazoa, Arthropoda, Insecta, Diptera, Culicidae.
CAACCCUCAUUCUUUGUGCCGAAGUUAGUCGAAACGGAUGUCCAGUAACUUUUCCGUGGUCCGCGAUAAAUUCUUGUUAAUUAUUUCUGUGAAAUUUCAUCCCUGCUCCUGACCACAAAUUUCGCUAGUCCAGUAACAGUUACAUAGCCUUCCAGUAGCGGAACGAAAGAUAAGCUUGCCAACAAUAAAACGUUCCGCAUCGUAGUGUAGAUGGAAACAGCGAAUUAUUGACACUCAUUGUUGCGGUGUUGACUAGAGAGCAAGCCUGGAACGAGAACUGCGGCGGAAGUAGUGAAACAUAAACCUUCAAGCACGGAGACAAGCAUCACCCGCUUCACAAUAGCCUCCCAAACGUCCAGAGUUUCUCGGUGGACCUCCCACAGUGCAGCCUCCAGUCAGGGUGGCAGAAGCGUGUACCAAUCAGAAGCAAAUUAAACCGUGAACCAACUCGUUCAAGUUGGAAGGUAAAAUCUUCUCGGCGGUGAACAACUUUCUCACUGCGUCGACAUUUGUCAAGGAUAUUAGACAGCUGAUUAUGACAAAAAAUACCAACGAUCCGGAAACUGCAUCACAACAUCAACCGAGUGACCAGGAAUCGAACCAGAACAAUCAGAGCGACCAUAACUCUAGCUAUCCGCUCCAGGCGCCAGGUGCAACUCCAUUAGAUCCCAGAGCCAGCACAGCAGUCAGUAGUCAUAGCAUGCGUCCUCAACUGACGCAGACUAGUAGCCAGCUGGACCACCAGUCCGAUCACGCUCAGCAACCAACAAGCGAUUGCUCCAGUCUGGAUGGGACUGUUUUCGCCGAAUCAUGCCAGACCGCAGCUCAAUCUAAGGCCCGGCGCUCUCAGACGUCCGAAUCGAUUACCUCCAGCAAUUUCAACUACAGCUUGAACCGUAGAUUUAUAUCGAAGAAUCAGAUGAAGGAAUUCCGGGAAGCGUUUCGACUGUUCGAUAAGGACAACGAUGGCUCGAUAACGAAAGAAGAGUUGGGUACGGUUAUGCGAUCGUUGGGACAGUUUGCGCGGGUGGAGGAGCUGCAAGAGAUGCUGUUGGAGAUUGAUGUUGAUGGCGAUGGGAACGUUAGCUUCGAGGAGUUUGUCGACAUCAUGUCCAACAUGACCGACACCAUGGCGGAGGCCUCGGCCGAUCAGGAAGAACGUGAACUGCGUGAUGCAUUCCGCGUUUUUGACAAGCACAAUCGGGGCUACAUAACGGCAUCAGAUUUGCGAGCGGUCUUGCAGUGUCUAGGAGAGGAUUUAGAUGAAGAAGAAAUCGAAGACAUGAUCAAAGAGGUGGACGUCGACGGUGAUGGACGUAUUGAUUUCUAUGAAUUUGUGCAUGCCCUCGGCGAACCCGAGGACUCACAGGAAAACGAUGACGAAGAGGAAGUUAUCUCUUUGAGAUCGCUUUCCUGCGAUGUGAAUGCUUAAGUUAGAACUCUGUAAAGCGAUACUGGAUGAUCAACGAAUUGCAUCACACGUUCCUAGAAAAAAAAUAAAUCAACUACUUUUGGCCUGUGUUAGGGACGAUAUGCAUACACAAAUAUACACUUUGGACACAUGUUUCGCUUAUUCGUAAUUGUAUUUCUGCUUUAUUGACUAUAAGCAAAGGUAAAAGUGGUAACAAUUUUCCAAAUCAAUAGAUAAUCGAAAAUAAUCAAAAAAUAGUUACUUAAAAGUAUAUGCACACAUAUCAGACUCAUCAUAAAGCAUUAAAAACAAUGCAAUACUUUGACAUUAAAGAACGUAGCCGUUUGAAAGGUAUGAUAACAGGAUGUGAAGACAAAAAAUUAAGAUCAGAAUACAGAUAAAUUGAAAAUUAUGAAUGUUGUAAGUUAAAAUCUUUUAAUUAAACAUUUUUCACAAUUUUUAACUGUUUUUAAAAGCUAUUGUACAAUCCAAUGUAAUUUUAUCAAAUCUCGCAAUAUUGAUAACUUGCUACUCAUCUCUUGACUUGCAUGUGGGAAACGUGCACUAAUCAUAAUCUUUUAUCAAAAUGACCUGCAAAACCGGGCAGAAAAAAACAUCAACUUUUACACUUUACGAUAAAUAUAUUGAUAGUUUGUUACGAAUGUGCCAGUGUACAACCUUUAACUUACCACGUUGAAUAAUAAACUCUAACCCAAUGUAUUAUUGUAA